CGCUACCUAUUUAUUCAAAAGGCAAAAACAAACACGCAAACCGCAAAAACUUGUACAUAUACAAAUCCACCGAAGAAAGAAAAGGGGAAAAUCAGGAUUUAGGUUUUGAAACGAUGCCGAAGAACAAGGGAAAGGGAGGGAAGAAUCGGAAGAGGGGGAAGAACGAGGCCGACGAUGAGAAGAGAGAGCUCGUCUUCAAGGAGGAUGGGCAGGAAUACGCCCAGGUCAUGCGCAUGCUCGGUAACGGCCGCUGCGAGGCCACUUGUAUCGAUGGCGUCAAGCGUCUCUGCCAUAUCCGUGGCAAGAUGCACAAGAAGGUUUGGAUCGCCGCCGGUGAUAUUAUCCUCGUCGGUCUCCGCGACUAUCAGGAUGACAAGGCUGAUGUUAUCUUGAAAUACAUGCCCGACGAAGCUAGGCUGCUCAAGGCGUAUGGGGAGCUUCCCGAGAACACCAGGCUCAACGAGGGUAUUGCUGGUGGGCUGGACGAGGAAGACGAUGGCCCUGGUGAUGAUUACAUUGAGUUCGAGGACGAAGACAUUGACAAACUCUAGAGAUACCACCUCUUGUUGUAUGGGCCAUUCCUUGCACAUUGCCUCUUGUAUUGUUGAUGGGGGCUUUCUAUCCUAUGUCUCUAAUGUUUUUAAGUGAUAAUAUGGUGACAUCUUUAUUUGGCAUCUACGUCCAAUACGCUGCACUUCUUAUAUAUAUACACGCUUAAUAUUGAUGAAUUUCCAUUUUUUGGUAA
Salvia splendens (bonfire salvia) is the source of this 745-nucleotide messenger RNA. Its product is annotated as eukaryotic translation initiation factor 1A. The transcript has 2 exons. Lineage: Eukaryota; Viridiplantae; Streptophyta; Magnoliopsida; Lamiales; Lamiaceae. The record is from RefSeq and is a predicted model, not a curated record. The coding region runs from base 114 to 551 and encodes 145 amino acids. Gene Ontology annotation, biological process: translational initiation. Gene Ontology annotation, molecular function: RNA binding; translation initiation factor activity.